AGAGCGGUGGAUCGGCAGAAUUUUUAGAGAAUCGGACUAGUUGCCAUGCGGUAUUUGUUCGGGCCCAGAUUUGUGUUCUUGUUAUUUUAAGCAAAUCGAGUACCCAUGUUUAUGUUGAUUCAUUGGCUCAUCGUCAUUUUGUUAAUGUUGAAGGGACCAUAGUGGAUCUUUUCGGAGUAUUUUGUCGGAAUACUCAGAGUAUUUUGUCCUUGAGGCGUAGUUAUAAUCAAGAAACACAAAAAGUGGUGACGAAAGCAACAGAUGGUGUGACGUAACACAUAUAUACACGUAAUCUGAACGAUGGACGAACAGCAUUUGUUGGAAGGAAAUAUAGAAGGGGCUGAGAACAAUAAUUCGACGCUUACUAGAAAAGGCAAACAGUCCAAAAUGUCUGUGACAUUGUCAAGUGUUGCUGCACGGGAAUGGUUUCAAAAGAAACGAGAAACCAUUAAACCAUGGGGCGAGUUCCUGAACACUUCUAAAUUUCGAAUUCCUAAGAAUCUUGCUGAGGUACCCAAAUACACAAUGAAAAACAUUGAAGAUUUCCAGAGCAAUUACUUGUUCGUGUUUAUUGGUUUAGUCAUUGUUUGUAUCCUGACAUCACCAUUGCUGUUAAUAGCACUAGCUGCCUGUCUUGGUGCAUGUUACAUCAUCAGUUUGAAAAACCAAGAGAAAAAACGUACAAUCAUGGGUCAUGAACUGAGUUUAGGCCAACAGUAUGCUGGUGUUGGAGUUUUAUCUUUCCCACUUUUUUGGGUAGCUGGAGCUGGUUCGGCUGUUUUCUGGGUUAUUGGAGCUUCUUUCUUUGUGAUCGGUUUGCAUGCAAUAAUGUAUAACGGAGCUGAGGAACAAGAGGGUUUUGACUUGGAAAUGGAAUCUGUAUGAGGAGGAAACAAUUUUUUGCAUGUAACUCACCACCAAGAGUUUUCAGAUUACAAUGGAUUCUCUUUUUUUCUGUUUCUCAUUAAAAUAUUCAACUGUGCAAAUAAUGACUAGUACUUAGGUUUACUGAUCAAGUGGCUGAUAAUGUUUAGCCUAAUGGGAUUCUGUGAAAAAUUAUAACAAAGCAUUUCUUUGUAAGCAUUCAAUAUAUUUGUUUUGGAAUGAGAAUUAAACAUUAUUUUUAUAUAUUUCUUGGGCUGUGACAAUUUUCUACUUUGUCAGUAUUGCAGAGUUUUAACUAAAUUCACUUGGAUUUUAAUGUACCAAUGAAUAGAUAGUCUUUCAUAUUAGUUGACUAAUACCAUUAUUUUCUCCAUUAACUGCUUCUACUUAAUACCUGGUAAUGGCAUGGGUAAUGCCUAGCUAAAUAAUAUUUGCACAUUUUGGUUAUUAUUUCCCACCUGGUUCAUCAAAUAUCUGAAAUAUUUAAAAAUACAAUUGUGCAUGAUACUUGAUAUCCCAUUUAUUUAAUCAUAUAUGAAACCACUUAUUUUAUGGAAGUCAUUUCUUUUUUUUUAAUGUGGUUUACAAUUAAUAUAAACGAUCUGAUUUUUGAAAGAAGACUCAGCAAAGAUAUAUAAACAAAGCAAAAUAAAAUUAAUUGUAUUUAAUUUUCAA
Octopus bimaculoides (California two-spot octopus) is the source of this 1560-nucleotide messenger RNA. RefSeq names its product prenylated Rab acceptor protein 1. Lineage: Eukaryota; Metazoa; Mollusca; Cephalopoda; Octopoda; Octopodidae. Gene Ontology annotation, cellular component: Golgi apparatus. The record is from RefSeq and is a predicted model, not a curated record.